AUGGAAUCUGUGACCGAUGAGCUUCUUCAGGAAUGGGCGGCCAGCUCACAGCUUCUCUACUACACCGUCGUCGUCGUUUCAAUUCUCACACUACCCGCAUUGAUAUUCGUGUUCUUCCUAUUGAGAAAAAGCACGAGAACCGUGUAUUUAGUGUUUCUCGAAGCGAUUGUCUGUGGAAAUUUUAUGCUUUUGGCAACAAUUUUCAGCAACGUCAUUUCCGAUCAAAAAUUUCGAUUUUUAGCUGAUUUGAUUCCGGGAGUCGUCAUAUGCAAAUUGAGCGCGUUUCUCGUCAAUUCCUCAUCAUUCUUCGUACACUGGUCAUGGCGCUACCUUCACGUGUAUUAUCCAUUCAAAGCGCAUCGAUCACAAGAAAGGAGUAAGCAUAUCAUUUUCGGAAUUUGCGCAUGCUCAGUUAUCAGCCAACUAUGGUCCCCAAUUCUUAUAACCGAGAUCAAAUUGUCGUCAAACUCGGCAAGUGGGUCUUAUUGCGCCGAGGAUCCCAACAUUUUCGGACAUAUGGUGCUCAAGUAUCUGAUUCUCUCCGAAUGCCUACUGGCAUUCUUCGUCCCGUUUCUGCUCACUGUGCUCGCCGACUGCUCAGUGUUGAUCUUCAAAAAUCCGCGCAACCGUCAGAAUUUCACCAGCUUCGCCGUCGUUGGUGUCGAUCAGCUGUUCACCGGCGCUUCCGAUCUAAUGCCACUGAAAAUUGUGCAUCGCAGCAAAAUUGUCGAUCAGCAGCGGAAGCGAACGAAAGCGAUUCGGCGAUGCCUCGUGCUCGCCACCACCACUCUUCUCUAUCGAGCCCAAUAUUUACCGCUUCUCGAUGAAUUCUACAACUUUCGAGAGAGUCUUGACCCGUCGAUUCAACGGAAUUUCAUAAGAGCUGAUGCUCUGGUCUACGUCAUCUACCUCCUCCAAUUCCCCACAGUCCCAUUAUACAUGUAUUGUCUCAAUACCGACUUUGAUAGAAGAAAGUCGUAUGUGCAAUCUUACUUUUAA
This is a messenger RNA of Caenorhabditis bovis, 999 nucleotides long. NCBI's taxonomy places the organism in Eukaryota, Metazoa, Nematoda, Chromadorea, Rhabditida, Rhabditidae. The record is from the annotation of a GenBank genome assembly.